UAAUAAAAAUCUGAGUAAACCUUUUUUCAAAAAGCCUCUCUGAGUCUCUCGACAUAACAUUUUUGUUUGUUUGUUCCCUACCAUCAUCAUCGUUUGUAACUUUCCCCAGAUCCUCUUUCCCCUGUUUUCUUCUGCUAAGCCUAAAGGGUUUGUGUCCUUGGCCCUCCUGAAAAGAAAAAAACCCUAGCGAAUCUGCGUUUCCAUCUAUCUGAAUCCGUCAGAUCUAAGUCUCGAACCCCGCACCUCUUCCUUCCUUCCUGCUCUGCCAAUUGCUAUUAUUCUUUUUCCAUUUCGAGACUCUUGUUGUGUUUGCUUUUAUCUUCAGGGUUUCAUUGGUGCUGAAACACACACACACACACAUCCCAAAGUUGUAACAAGGGUGAUGUGAGUUCGUUCGUUCGUUCGUUCCUACCAUAUGUUAAAGCGUCUUGGAUGGUUAAUUGGACUCAGCCAACGAAGUAGGCAAACCAAGACUCUUGAUGCUCACCCUUACGUAGCCAAGCCUGUUCUCAUGGUCGACACUGUUCAAGAAAUCGCUGUUUAUAUCCAUAGGUUCCAUAACCUUGAUCUUUUCCAACAAGGAUGGUAUCAAAUAAAAAUCAGCAUGAGAUGGGAGGAUGGUGAUAACAACAAAUCCUGUGGGAUUCCUUCACGAGUUGUUCAGUAUGAAGCUCUUGAUUCAAGCUCAAACGACUCUUCUGGAGUGUGGAAGAUAGAUGACAAAGACAACAGUUUCUUAACUCAGCCCUUUCGUAUCAAAUACGCUAGGCAGGACGUGCGUCUCUGCAUGAUGGUCUCUUUCACUAUGCCACUGCAAAGAUACGAGGGGCCAGCUACAUCUGCUGUUAUACUGAGGUUCGAGCUUUUAUAUUCUCCAAUCGUGGAGAAUAUAUCACUCACUCAUUCAGAUGAUUCUCCUGCAUCAGUGCAUGAUUUUCGCAUUCCUCCUAAAGCCCUCUCAGGCGUGCAUUCUUACUGUCCGGUCCACUUUGACACCUUUCACGCCGUUCUCAUCGAUGUUAGCGUCCACGUCAGCGUCAUGAAGUCAGCUUCUUACAAACGUCCUGCAGUUUUGUCAAGUGAUGCGAGUAGUGGUAAAAGUUUAGCUAGCGGUAGUUCUCAGUCUUCCAAGAAAGCCUUUGCUCAGAUAGCUCCUGCUGACAAGCUGGUGUCAUUCGUGAAAGCCUUACUUGGAGCUCGGGACACUUUACUCGAAGAAAUGCAAAAACUCAGCAAGGCCAUUGACCAAACAAUCGACUUGUCUGAGUUUGUAUCCACUAUGGACAAAACUCUUUUAUCUGACUCUGCCUCAACGGAAAAAACUGUUGCUGUUGAAGGUUCAGGACAAGGCAAGCAACAAAACAAUCUUGAGUUAAAAACCUCACUUGAUUUAGAAAGUGAUGACUGGCUUCAUAACUUCUCAAAGGAGCAUCUGUCCCGCACAUUCCACUUACUAGGCACUCAGCUCCACUAUCUCUGGAAUACCUUUCUGACAUUUCAUCGGGAUAAUAACACAAAAAUCUUGGAACAUCUUCGAGAUACCUGGACGAAGGAUCGAAGAGCUGAGUGGUCAAUAUGGAUGGUGUACUCCAAGGUUGAAAUGCCGCAUCAUUUUAUAAGUGGAGUGGACGAUACUUCAAACCAUAGUUCGCAUAAAAGAGUCACAAGUGCGUUGAAGCUGAGUGAUCCUGCGCAAGUUGCAGCCACUCGCGCUGAGCUUCACCGUCGAAGUAUUGCACAAAUGCGGAUUAACAACCGGACGGUGCAAGACAUGCAUAUAUUUGGUGAUCCUAUGCGAGUUCCUAUUGUUAUAAUUGAACGUGUCUGGAACGCACCAAGGCGUACUUUCAGUGAAAACUCGUACAUGAGACAUGUUGAUAAGAUAGAUUCUAGCUUACUUAAUGGGCAUGAUGACGAGAGUGGGACAAGAAAACAUAAUAACUCACAGCAUGGUGGACGUGAGCUGAAGAUUGUUGUUUUUGUUCAUGGUUUCCAGGGGCAUCACUUAGACCUAAGGCUUAUCCGGAACCAGUGGCUCCUCAUUGAUCCAAAGAUAGAGUGUCUCAUGUCCGAGGCAAACGAGGACAAAACACAUGGAGAUUUCAGGGAGAUGGGGCAGAGGCUUGCGCAGGAAGUGGUUUCUUUCUUCAAGAGGAAAAUGGACAAACAUUCGAGAUACGGGCGGUUGAAAAAGGUUAAGCUGAGUUUCGUUGGACAUUCAAUCGGCAAUGUCAUCAUCAGAACUGCACUAGCAGAUAGUUUGAUGGAUCCAUACAGGAAGUAUCUACAUACAUAUAUAUCGCUUUCGGGUCCACACUUGGGUUAUCUAUACAGUUCAAAUUCGUUGUUUAACUCUGGACUUUGGCUCCUGAAGAAGUUAAAGAGUACUCAGGUUAUUCAUCAGCUUACGCUCACUGAUGAUCCUGAUCUUCAGAAUACUUUCUUUUACAAGCUCUGCAAGCAAAAGACUCUGGACGGUUUCAAGAAUAUAAUUCUCCUGUCUUCGCCUCAGGAUGGGUAUGUUCCAUAUCACUCAGCUAGGAUCCAAUCGUGCCAACCAGCUUCUUUCGACAACUCUAAAAGAGGAGUCGUUUUCUUGGAGAUGCUUAAUAACUGUAUGGACCAAAUACGUGGGCCAUCCCCAGAAACACCUCACCACCAGAGAGUGUUCAUGCGCUGCGACGUCAACUUCGACACGACCUUGUAUGGUCGUAACCUCAACUCGUUCAUUGGUAGAGCUGCUCACAUCGAGUUCUUGGAGUCUGAUAUCUUUGCAAGAUUCAUUAUGUGGUCAUUCCAAGAUCUAUUCCGCUGA
Molecule: messenger RNA, 2815 nt
Organism: Brassica rapa (field mustard)
Lineage: Eukaryota; Viridiplantae; Streptophyta; Magnoliopsida; Brassicales; Brassicaceae
Product: protein FAM135B
Biological process (GO): lipid metabolic process
Source: RefSeq, a predicted model, not a curated record